AUGGCCGCCGCACCGACCAACCACAUGUCCUGCUGGGAGAUAAGAUUCCAGAUGGCUUUCGACGCCCUGUGUACAGCGUUCUGGACCUGGAUAGAGUCCCGCCAGCAACAAGCCGCCCUCUCCUACACUAAGCCCACGGAGACCUUAAACGUAGCACCGUCUCCCUGUGCCUUCAGAAGACUGUGGGCCGAGAGGAACAAGAACCCCUUGCAGCCUGCACCUGUGAUCAAACGUCCCUACAGAGCUCCAGCACAGAGACAAGCUCCCAGACGGAGACCUCGGCGACCUAGCUUGCCUGCAAGAACCUCGCAAACUCAAGCUGCCAAGCACUCACCAGCACCACAAAGACACAGCAUGACUGCAGCGAGAAGAGCAUGUAACAAUGGAAGAUGGCUGACAGCAACGGGAGAUACAACAUGUGAUGGUCCCGACAGCACCGACCACCUGCCUCAGCCUGGCCUGCGAGCAAAAGGCAUUGGAUGA
This is a messenger RNA of Pelobates cultripes (western spadefoot toad), 483 nucleotides long. The record is from the annotation of a GenBank genome assembly. NCBI's taxonomy places the organism in Eukaryota, Metazoa, Chordata, Amphibia, Anura, Pelobatidae.